Molecule: messenger RNA, 1385 nt
Organism: Musa acuminata AAA Group (dessert banana)
Lineage: Eukaryota; Viridiplantae; Streptophyta; Magnoliopsida; Zingiberales; Musaceae
Product: isocitrate dehydrogenase [NADP], chloroplastic/mitochondrial-like
Exons: 4
Coding region: 31-459 (142 amino acids)
Biological process (GO): NADP+ metabolic process; isocitrate metabolic process
Cellular component (GO): mitochondrion
Molecular function (GO): isocitrate dehydrogenase (NADP+) activity
Source: RefSeq, a predicted model, not a curated record
CACUGCUUUCGCCAAAUUGCUUGCUUUGUCAUGCGGCGGCACCUCUCCACCGGGGCCAUGUCUUCCUCUGCCCCUUAUUCGUCGUUCCUACCAGGUAAAAACCCUAGCUCGAUCCGCCUCACGCAUCAGCGGCGACUCAGUGGUGUUCGUUUCUCUUUUCCCACCCGUUUCGUCGUCAUCGGUUCUUCCGUACGCUACCUUGCCUCCUUCUCACCGGCCGAGCGAAUCAAAGUCCACAACCCUAUCGUUGAGAUGGAUGGUGAUGAGAUGACGAGGGUCAUCUGGAGGAUGAUCAAAGAAAAGCUAAUUUUUCCAUUUCUCGAAUUGGACAUCAAGUACUUCGAUCUGGGCCUCUUGAGUCGUGAUGCCACCGACGAUCGGGUAACCAUUGAAAGUGCCGAGGCAACUCUCAAGCACAAUGUUGUUGUGAAAUGUGCAACAAUUACACCUGGUAGAUAAUUUGAUGCUCUUUUUUAUUGCUUUAUAAGAAUGAGGUGAUAUCCAAUGAUGAGAUGAUAUCCAGGAUCAUCUCAUGUGAAAUAUUUACCUGUUCUGGUUUCAUCUUCCUUGUUUCUAGCUUUUAGAAAUACUUAGCGUUGGAGGUUAUUUGCUAAAAAAAAGAAAAAGAUCCGUUAUGGCUUUUCAUCCAUUCAUUUUUGCAAAUGUAUAUAAGAACAAGUUUUUGAUAAGUUAUUUAGAGCUUGGGAGGUUCUAUUGUGCUUCAUCUGAAAUCAAUUAAAAGGGAAAAGCAAAAUCAGAAGGUUGUAUUGAUAUUUACCAUGUGUAGAAGGGCUAGAGAAGGGACAUUGGUCUAGAUUGCUUACAUUUGUUUACAGCUUAGGUUGAGGAGUCUAUGUAGUCAUUACACAUGACAGGCUUAUGUGUGAUUACUAGGAAAUUUAUAAGUAUAGAACUGACGAGCAUGGUUUAAAGAUGAUGAUUGUAGUUAUAGGUUUGCAAACAACGAUAUACUACUGUUCUGUGAAAUGAAGUUUAAAAUGUAGGGUUGUAGAGGACAUAAACUGUUUUUCAAUAAUUAAUAUAAUUUGAGGAUAACAAAAGCACUGGGGUGAACACUCAUUGCACCAUGUAGUCCUUAGUUUGUGCAGCUCCUCUGAAAUGUAUAAAUUGAGGAUUAUACUCUUUGGUUUUUAAAGGGAAUUAAAAAAAAAGAAAUGUAUAAAUUGAGGGUAAGGAUGCCUCCACAAAAACCCAACAGACAUGCAGAAUUAUUUUACUCUUUCUUGUCUAGUGUGGAUUUUUUAGCAAGCAUUUUUGGCCAACAAUGUUUUGGUGUCAUUUGUUUUAUAUGGAUUUAAUAUGACUCUCAUUUGACCUGCAGAUGAAGCUAGAGUUAAAGAGUUUAAGCUCAAAUCUAUGUGGAG